AUGGUUGAACUCGAUGAUCUCAGAGGCUUCACGUUUGGGUGGUACCAGUUAAAGUUUUCCCCGCCUUGCAACAUCAAAUGCACUUCAUCCUAUGGCUUUGUUCUCAGGGUGGCAACCAGCUUAAGGUUGGGCUUGAUUGUGGACACUGCUGAAGGUUCUAAAAUCCUCCUCAGAUCUGAAAGGGCGCGGAAUAACCGCGCAAACCCUGCUGUGUCCACCAUUCCCCCCACCAACAGAUUUUGCUGCACUCCAGCAUCUCACUCCCAGCUUUUCCCUCCUGUUCCCUGCAGGUAUAUCCGAACUAUGUACCUGGGGAUCCAGAGCCAGAGGCGGAAGGAACACCAGCGGCGUUUCUACUGGGCUAUGAUGUACGAAUAUGCAGACGUAAACAUGCUGCGCCUCCUGGAAACCUUCCUCGAGAGCGCCCCUCAACUGGUGCUACAGCUCUGCAUAAUGAUCCAAAAGAACCGUGCAGAAACAUUACCAUGUGUGUCCUCUGUGGCCUCCCUGAUGUCCCUGGCUUGGGUGCUAGCCUCCUAUCACAAGCUUCUUCGGGACUCUAGGGACGACAAGAAGAGUAUGAGCUACAGAGGGGCCCUCAUCCAUCUCUUCUGGCGCCUCUUCACCAUCUCAUCCCGAGUUAUUUCUUUUGCUCUCUUUGCUUCCAUCUUCCAGCUCUACUUUGGGAUCUUUGUAGUGGUCCAUUGGUGUGCCAUGGCUUUCUGGAUCAUCCAUGGUGGGACAGAUUUCUGCAUGUCUAAGUGGGAGGAGAUCCUCUUCAACAUGGUGGUAGGGAUUGUGUACAUUUUCUGCUGGUUUAAUGUCAAGGAAGGGCGGACUCGAUACCGAAUGUUUGCGUAUUACACGGUGGUCCUGACAGAGAACGCUGCCUUGACGCUCCUUUGGUAUUUUUACAGAGAUCCUGACACCACUGACUCCUAUGCCGUGCCAGCACUGUGUUGUGUCUUUCUUAGCUUUGCUGCUGGGAUAGCUUUGAUGCUGUUAUAUUAUGGUGUGCUGCAUCCCAUGGGGCCGAGAGCUAAGAUCUUUGCCAGCUCCUGUUGCGCCGAGCUGCUCUGGGGCAUUCCUCUGCCCCCCGAUGUUGAGCCCAUGGCGCCCCAAACCCCUGGGUACCGGGGGGCCCAGGCUACGCCCACCAGAGCGGUCACGGAGCAACAGGAGGAACUCACAGCUGACACUUGCUUGCCCGUUUUCCAGGUGAGAGCAAUGGUACCAUCUACUCCAUCUGGGCGACCCUACCCCCCCGAGGGGCCUCUCAUUAAGAUUGACAUCCCAAGAAAAAGAUAUCCUGCCUGGGAUGCUCAUUUUGUAGACAGGAGGUUGAGAAGAACUAUCAACAUCCUCCAAUAUGUCACCCCCACAGCUGUAGGUAUUAGGUAUAGAGAUGGACCUCUCUUAUAUGAGUUGCUACAAUAUGAAUCUUCACUUUAA
This is a messenger RNA of Ficedula albicollis (Collared flycatcher), 1452 nucleotides long. RefSeq names its product XK related 6 (gene XKR6). Bases 1 to 1452 code for a protein of 483 amino acids. Gene Ontology annotation, biological process: engulfment of apoptotic cell; apoptotic process involved in development; phosphatidylserine exposure on apoptotic cell surface. The transcript has 4 exons. The record is from RefSeq and is a predicted model, not a curated record. Lineage: Eukaryota; Metazoa; Chordata; Aves; Passeriformes; Muscicapidae. Gene Ontology annotation, cellular component: plasma membrane.